Molecule: messenger RNA, 10896 nt
Organism: Xyrichtys novacula (pearly razorfish)
Lineage: Eukaryota; Metazoa; Chordata; Actinopteri; Labriformes; Labridae
Source: the annotation of a GenBank genome assembly
AUGCAAGGACUUAAAGCCGUUUUACCCUUACUCAUCUUUGUCUUCUGCGUCAGGGGUAAGUUUUGUUGAUGAGCCACUGAACUAACUCAUGGAGUCAUUUUAUCAAUAUAUUCACUCACAUGUUGUAAGAUAUUCUUUUGUUGAUAUGAGAUUUUGCAGACACUAUUAUGUGCAUUAUGGGAAUUCAAUUAUAUGAAGUCCUAAUUUUCAGUCUCUCAACCUGUAAAAGUUGAAUACCUCCUAUUUUUGGUUAAUAAAUGCACAGAAAAACAACUAAGAUUCUCAAAUCUUAUGUCAGCACAACUCUACAUCAAGCAAACAAAUAAAAAAUGUAGAUCAUACUGUAUAUUGAUCUUGGGAUUAAUUCAUACCAACUGUUUGACCCCUCAUUGGCACGUCAGCUAAGAAGAUGCGAUGGUGCACAGUGUCUGAUCCUGAGCACAAGAAGUGUGCAGAGCUCGCUAAAGCUCUGGUGGCCGUACUGCCACCCGCGGCUGUGGCAGCUUUUGCCAGACUGUCAUGCAUUCGAGCGUCCAGCACAACUGACUGUAUUGAAAAGAUCAGGGUGAGUCGACUUUUUCUGGCAAUGUUAUUUUUGUGACAAAAAAAAAAAGUGUGCAGAGGGUUACAUUUGUACAGUAGUUCAUUGUCUUGACUCAUGGGUGUUUAAAAUUAACUUUAAUUACACAUCUAAGUUGAUGUUUAUGGUGUUAUAUAACAGUAGCUCUUGAAGGUCAAAAGAAAGAAAAAUUCUGCAACAGGAUUAUCUUUUGUAUAGUCAUUUUAUUUGCUUGUAAACACUGCAACAUCAGACAAAAUGACAAUUUACAGCAUGCUCGAAAAACAACCCUAACUUGUCAAUGAUGCAUCUUGCUGUUUAAAGGCAGAAGGAUCAAACUCUUCAUCAGAAAACAUUUCUACACAUGGAAAAGAUAGAAGAAAGAAAAAAUCUAUUGUUUUAUUAAUGGGAUAAUUGUCUUGGAAUUUCAAAGAGUUUUUAUGAAAAAAUAAAAAUCUGCUCUGUUUUCCUGAAUUAGAGACUGGGUUGGUAGCAAUAUGUUGGUUGCUAUCCAGUAUUUUUAGCAGUUGCCAGAUUGUCACUUGAGUAACCAAGUAACCAGCUCCAUCUUUUAGACAGGAAGCAUGUCAAAUAUUAACAUGACUGUGUUUUUUAAAGACACAAAUAUCCCGCAAUACCUCUAGCCCAAACCAAAAUAACACAGACAAAGCUCAGACAAAUCCUCUGCAACUUUUAAGACACUUUUUUUUCCCUUCCAGCCAUAUUAUUGAAUUUCCCUUCGGGCAUUAAUAAAGUUCCUCUUAUUCCUCUUCUUUAUUACUAUGCAGAAACUACAGGACAAGACAAAGCCACCGACAUGUUGUGUUUUCCUUAAAACAGCUGUCAUGAUUGAAUAAAUGUGCUUCAUUAAAAUGUCUUGAGCUGAUAGAGAACACUUUCUUGAUUUAAUUACAUGUUUAGCAUAUGCAGCUGUGUUUAUAUGGCAUUGUUACAGUGCUGCUCUAAAUCGAUGAUUAAAUAUCAGUAACAUGUGGGAAAAUGAAAAGCUUUGAAUUCCACCUGGAUGAGUCAUUAUCGACUUGUAAAUAUAAUCUGUCCUGGGGGAGUUUUUAUGUGUCUUGAAAGAUGUUUGAACCCUGAAUACCAACAUCAUUAGAAAAUUUCUGUCAUUACCCUUUAGUUUUAUGUUUCAGGCUAACCGCGCUGAUAUCGUGACAUUAGAUGCAGGAGAGAUUUACUCCGCUGUGAAGCAGUUUGGCCUUGUUGUCGUCGCCAAAGAGAUAUACAGUGACGGUAGGUUGACUCCACAUCUCUGAGGCUCUUCACCGUGUCUUUACAGAACUACUACUGUCUGUGUCCAUGUGUCUCAUCCUGCAGGAGGCUGUAUUCUGUCAGUGGCUGUGGUGAGAAACAGCAGUGUGGAUAUUCGCUCUCUGCAGGGCCACAGGAGCUGUCACAGCGGGGCUCGGUGGACGGCUGGGUGGAGCCUUCCUCUAGGCUUCCUGCUGUCCCGCAACUACCUGAGCUGGUCAAAAGAGCAGCUGCUCAGUCAGGGUAAUGAACAGUUUCUGCAGUGUGGAGGUUUCUUCUUUCUCUUUUGUCAUUUCUUGCCUCUUGUUUUCCCCCUCUUGAGCAGACGUCAGUACCUUUUUCAGUGGCAGCUGUAUUCCUGGAGCUGCUGCCAUGGCUCCAGCUUUGUGUACUCUGUGCCAAGGCCAGAAGUCCUACAUCCGGCAGAAGAAUUACCAUUGUGAAACAUCUCAUAGUGAGCCAUUCUACAACAGCCAAGGGGCCCUCAGGUUAGGCACAUCAGUAAGAUAUUAAUAUGUGAUGCACAUUUUCUGUGACUCCACCAUAUGAAGAGUCAUAACAGCUCAGGCAUUAAAUUCACUUUUCCUCCGUGGCCUGCUCACAGAUGCCUCAGGAGUGGGACAGGCGACGUCGCAUUUGUGGAUCAUUUAGCUCUUGAGAGUAUUGAAGGUAAACGAUCUGUACCAUCAGUACACGUUUAUUAAGUUGUUUUUUUUUUUUACUGCAUAUUGUCUCUCAUGUCUCUUGCUUUUUAAUCCUCUCUCAGCUCUUCACUGUCUCACUUCACUAUGAGUUUGAACAUUAAAUAUCUUGUUUUUGUAGUGUAUUCAAUUGAAUAUAGGUUGAAAAGGAUUUGCAAAUUAUUGUAUUCUGUUUUUUAUUUACGUUUAUCACAAUUUCCCAACUUCAAUGGAAUUGGGUUUUGUACUUUAAGAAUUCACUGGUCAACAACACAAGUCACUCCUAAUGGGUACCAUCCUCUGUUCUCUCAGGCAGCGAUAGAGACCAGUUCCGGUUACUGUGUACUGAUGGCACUCAGGCUCCCAUCAGCCACUACAGAACCUGUAACCUGGGUCGAGGUCCAGGAGCGGGCAUGGUCACCAGAGCUAACUUUCGCAAGACUGCUCGCAAAUUCCUAACAACAGCUCAAGUACACUUGCACACUCUGAGUCCCACACGUACCCCCGUUUUUUUGUCUUUUUAAUCAGUAUUAAAGGUUUUUCAUUCUUGUUCAGACGCUUUUCGGCCCGCGAGGAAGAGAGAGGCAACGCUUCCAGCUCUUUAACUCGUCUUCUUUUGGAGAAAAUGAUCUUCUCUUUAAAGAUGUGACAGAUAAACUGUUUGUUUUGCCAGACGACAUGGAUGUCAGUCAGGUGCUGGGGCUGGAUUAUGUGGCUCUUCUUAAAGGUCUCGGACAUGAAGGUAAUACUUGGUAAAAACACUAAUACUUGUAUGUGGUUGUUUGUGAUUUCACUGAGUUUUUUAACUUGUGUUUGUGUGUGUAGGAAGUUCCCUUGAGGACAGUGUUGUGCGGUGGUGCUGUAUCAGCUACGCAGAGCAGAAGAAAUGUGAGCAGUGGGCUCUCAGUAUAAAGUCAGACCCACUGGUGUGUGUCAGAGCUGUCUCAAUGCGUGAAUGUAUUGAGAAAAUUAAGGUAUGUCCUUCAAGUACUUUAAAAAAAACCAAAUAUUUGGGAAUAAGUAUUUUAAAAGACUAAAAAAAACAAAAAUAUAUUUGAUUUGUAUCAUUGCACAUUUUACUGCAGAGAGAUGAGGUAGAUGCUGUCUCGCUGGAUGCGACUCACACUUUCAUCGCAGGGAGAUGUGGUCUGGUUCCCGUCGUUACUGAAUAUUAUGGUAAGACUUUUUCUCAAUAAAUACUCAGAUUUCAUAUGCAGAAAAGAGACUAAAUGUUGUUGAACCCUUUUUCUACUCUACUCUGUUACUUCCAAAAACAACUUUUGCACCGACCAUAUUUUUUUUAAAUAAAGACAAAUCAGUUCAUAGGUGUAGAAAUAAUAUAGUCAUUGAAAAACUGGCCUGGAUGCAUUUCCACCUUAUUAAAAAAAAACAAAAAAAACCUGGUCCAUCAUGACACUUUAAUACAGCAAGAGGGACCCCUCGCUGUUGAGCAGCUGAAAUCCGAAAUCUGGCAAUAACAGAGUGAAAUUGUUCUUCAUAACCUUCCUCUAAUACAGGAAAGAACCUUCAGACUUACCAAGUUGAUUCUGAACCAAUAUUUAGAUUUUUUUUUAAUUUCAAGUUAUUUGUUAAAGAUCGCCAGAUGAAUGAUCACAAUAGAAAAACACUGAUCCUGUCGUGUUUCCUCUAAACUCUCAGAGAAAGAAAGAAAAUGUGUUCCUGCUGAGGGAUCGACUCACUUAGAGACAGAUGGUAAGAGGCUGAUGUCAACAACCAACAAUCCUUGCAUCUCAUGUGAUUAUUACCUUUACAUUCAAACUGUGUGUCUCACCUCAGUGCUGCCCUCUGUGGUGGCCGUGGCCGUGGCAAAGCGUUCUAGCAGGAGCAUUUUUAUCGGAAACCUGGGAGGGCGCCGCUCCUGUCAUGGCCACAUGUACAGUCCUGCAGGCUGGCUGCUGCCGUACAGACACACACUGAGUCUAGAGCACAACAGCAGCUCCCCCUGUGACCCAGACCAAGGUACUGUUGUAAGGGAUUAAACUUUAUAUCCUCGUCUUUGUGACUUUUUGUGACCCCUCAUGUUAUCUGUCAUUCUAAACUCAGCACAUUAUUUCAAGCAGCCUCUCUUUGUACCUUCAGUGUACAACAGUGUGUUUUGGAAAGGCUGUCUUCCCGGCUCUCAGGGGAACCUGUGUAAAGUAUGUAUGGGAGGCACAGGGGAGGCUGCCACCAAACGCUGCGCUGACAACCACAAUGAGCGUUACUAUGGCAACAUGGGUGCUUUAAGGUAAGGCUUUUUGGUCAUAUGUGAUUGCUGCUGCACAACAUUUUGAUAGCUGCUGUUCAGUUAAGUAAUCCUUCCAUUAGAUCAGGGGUGUCAAACUCAAUUGCACAGGGGGCCAAAAUUCAAAACACACUUCAGGUCGCAGGCCGAGCAGAAUAAACAUUUGUUGAACACACUAAAACAAAAUGUUUUUUUAACACAAAUAUGAAAACAAACAGACAGGAAUUUUAUUCUGGAAUAAAUAAACUUAAAUUUAAAAUAACUUAAAAUGUCUUGCUCUCCAUAAAAAUAUAUCCAGUCAAAAUUAUAUAAGUUAUAUAAAUAUAUAUAAAUAUAAAAUAAAUAUGAACAUGCUGCAAAAAAAAUGCCUGAAAAAAUAAAGAAAAAUUGUUACAGUGCUUGUGCUUUAAGUAAAAAACGUCUGCUGAAAUGUCAGCUUCUUCUUUAACUCUUCUACUUUCUGUAUCUUCUGCUCUGCAUUCAGGUCUUUCAGGUUAUCCUGAUGUUUUGUCUCAUAGUGCCGUCUUAGAUUAAACUCUUUAAGUACAGCCACAUUAGCGCCACAAAUGAGACAAACGGGCUUACCGGCAAUGUCAGUGAACAUAUACUCAGCCUCCCGGCGAUUAUGAAAGGCUCUGUUUUCAGAAUCAACUUUUCUCUUAGGCAUCAUGAGGGGCUAGCUUCGCAGUAACUAGCAGCAACAGGCACUUGAGCUGAUUGACUCGGAAAGCGCUGGGCAAGGCAGCUGAAGCACUGCAUUAUGGGAUCUGUAGUUUAUUGUGUUACCAGCGCUUUAUACCGUCGGGCCAUUCGUAACAAUAAUAUAAAAUGAUCUCGCGGGCCGGACAUAAUUGCAUGCCGGGCCGGAUGUGGCCCGCGGGCCUUGAGUUUGACAUAUAUGCAUUAGAUGCUUGUUAGGCAGUGAGUAAUCAUUAACAGAUAAUAACUGCCGACAGUGCUGAUAAAAGGGGUUGAUGAUGUGUCGUCAAAUAAUAGCUUAUAUACGCUCUAAUUAUAUGCUUAAAUAUGCUAAACUUGGAUGAUGUUCAAAAAUGUACUUGUUCAAGAAUGUAUGUGUGUAAUAAACUUGGUUUUGUACGUGCUUGUUCAUGUACUUUUUAAAGUAUGUACUCUUUCAAGCAUUAACUUGGUCAAGUAUGUACUUGUUUAGGGAGUACACUUUUAAGUAUUUACUCGGUCAAGAAAGUAAUGGUUUAGGUAUGUACUUGUUCAAGUAUUUACUUGUUUAAGUAGGUACUCUUUCAAAUAUUUACCUGGUCAAGUAUGUACUUGUUAAGGUAUCUACUCUUUCAAAUAUUUACUUAGUCAAGUAUUUACUUGGUCAAGAAUAUUCUUGGUCAAGAAUAUGCACAAUAUUCUUGGUCAAGUAUGUACUUGGUCAAGUUUGCGCUUGUUAAAGUAUGUACUCUUUCAAACUUGUUUAAGUAUGUACCCUUUCAAAUAUAUACUUAGUCAAGUAUGUUCUUCUUUCAGUAUGUACUUGUUUAGGAAGUACUCUUUCAAGUAUUUACUUGGUCAAGUUUGUACUUGUUGAAGUGUGUACUCUUUCAAGUAUUUACUUGGUCAAGUAUGUACUUUUUUAAGGAUGUACUUGGUCAAGCACAUACUUGUUUAAGUAUGCACUAGUUCAAGUAUUUACUUGGUCAAGUAUGUACUCGUUUAAAGUAUGCACUUGGUCAAGUACAUACUUGUUAAAGUAUGUACUUGGUCAAGUAUGUACUUGUUUAAGUUUGGACUUGGUCAAGUACGUACUUCUUAAAGUAUGUACCCUCAAGUACAUACUUGUUUAAGUAUGCUCUAGUUCAAGUAUUUACUUGGUCAAGUAUGUACUCGUUUAAGUAUGCACUUGGUCAAGUACAUACUUGUUAAAGUAUGUACUUGGUCAAGUAUGUACUUUUUAAAGUAUGUACUCUUUCAAGCAUUAACUUGGUCAAGUAUGUACUUGUUUAGGGAGUACACUUUUAAGUAUUUACUCGGUCAAGAAAGUAAUGGUUUAGGUAUGUACUUGUUCAAGUAUUUACUUGUUUAAGUAGGUACUCUUUCAAAUAUUUACCUGGUCAAGUAUGUACUUGUUAAGGUAUCUACUCUUUCAAAUAUUUACUUAGUCAAGUAUUUACUUGGUCAAGAAUAUUCUUGGUCAAGAAUAUGCACAAUAUUCUUGGUCAAGUAUGUACUUGGUCAAGUUUGCACUUGUUAAAGUAUGUACUCUUUCAAACUUGUUUAAGUAUGUACCCUUUCAAAUAGGCCUGGACGAUAUAGAAAAAAAGCAUAUCGAUAAAAAAUAAAUCAUAUUGAUCGAUAUCGAUAAUUAUCGAUAUAAUUAUUAUAAUUAUUUAACAUAUAUUUUAAUUGCAGCCCUGGAUGUUUUAUGCUAUUGCUUAAUGACCUACUUUUAAAAAAGAACACACAAGCACUGAAUUCAAAUCUAAACCUUUAUUCAACCACCUUUUUUUUUUUUUACCACAACUGAAAGUUUUUUAAGAAAGAACUUAAAAAAAAAAAGAAAUCAACUUAAGUGGCCUGAGUGAUGUCAGUAAAUACUGACAAACAUAAAGACUAAAGUGACCAGAAAAUCUGAUAAAUAAAUACUUAAAUAGUCUUUUGAUGAAAAUAAACAAAACAAACAAAUAUAUAAAUAAACAGAAUAGCCUUAGGUGGGAAUAGCAUACUACCAGUUUUAACUGUGUGGGAAACUGCCCACAGCCUGGUGUCUGAACACUGAAAUAUUUCUCCCGGGGUCGGGAGAUUUAUCUUUUUUAAUUAUCAUGUGAUUGACUUAAUACACAAACUGAGCACGAGAAGCAGGACUUAUCCACGCCGGUGUUCUGUCGUAGAAUGCACCCCUGCCGAAUGCCCCCCCUGCUAGUAGCCAUGAUCCAAAUACUCGCGUCUUUGUAAAAUAUGAGCUCAUUUUCUUCCACUUUAAGAAGCUAAUGAGUGGACGGGAUGCAGGGGUGCAUUCUACGGAACAACACCGGAACGUAUUUCCUCCGCACCCUUCUCAACUUUUCUACCCCUGACCCAUUUUCAUGCCUGAAGCGCUGUGUUUGAGAAAUACUUGCGGCCGGGCACUUCAUAUCGCGGGUCAAGAGUGGCUGGAAGCUGUUUGCAGCCAGGCUUUUCAACGGUAGUUAUUGGCAGUAUGUCCCUCGCUAUGGAGCAUGUUACUGCAUGGGUGAUGUCCUUAUGCCGCUUGGACGCUUUGUCGUAUUUUGACAAGAAACGAAGUCCAGUUUGGUCUGCUUCACAUGCUUUGUGCUGGUGCUGGCAGCGGUUCCAGAGGAUUCCUCCGACGACGACGACGUGGAGCCGCGGCGCGGCCGACACUGCUCGUACUCCUGCGGCUGCGAUCGGUUUAGAUGGUAAAACAAGUUGGUUGUGUUACCAGACUUGGUUUUUACUAAUUCUCUGCAAAUUUUGCAAACGACCGCUGUUCGCUUUUUGUCAGACUUCCAAAAACCAAAACAUUGCCAUGCUGGUGAACUACUGAAACCUUUUCGGGACAAUGUCCUCCGCUUCUCCUUGCUGUAACAUUUUUUCUAAUACACGUGCUGUCUGUUGUGGUUUGAGAGGGGCUGGGCUUGGUGCCGUAGCGUACCUGGGUCUGCGUUUGUGAUUGGUUUGGAGGAAGUAAUGACUGUAGUAACAGCUACAUGAUAGGCUAUGAUGAAAAAGAAAGGGAAACUGUGUUUCUCUAUCGAACUUUUUAUCGACCCGUUUUUUUUCUAUCGCACCACACGUCUAUCGAUCGAUAUAUAUUGUUAUCGAAUUAUCGUCCAGCACUACUUUCAAAUAUAUACUUAGUCAAGUAUGUUCUUCUUUCAGUAUGUACUUGUUUAGGAAGUACUCUUUCAAGUAUUUACUUGGUCAAGUUUGUACUUGUUGAAGUGUGUACUCUUUCAAGUAUUUACUUGGUCAAGUAUGUACUUUUUUAAGGAUGUACUUGGUCAAGCACAUACUUGUUUAAGUAUGCACUAGUUCAAGUAUUUACUUGGUCAAGUAUGUACUCGUUUAAAGUAUGCACUUGGUCAAGUACAUACUUGUUAAAGUAUGUACUUGGUCAAGUAUGUACUUGUUUAAGUUUGGACUUGGUCAAGUACGUACUUCUUAAAGUAUGUACCCUCAAGUACAUACUUGUUUAAGUAUGCACUAGUUCAAGUAUUUACUUGGUCAAGUAUGUACUCGUUUAAAUAUGCACUUGGUCAAGUACAUACUUGUUAAAGUAUGUACUUGGUCAAGUAUGUACUUUUUCAAGUAUGUACUUGUUUAAGUAUGCACUUGGUCAAGUAUGUACUUGUUAAAGUAUGCACUUGGUCAAGUAUGCACUUGUUGAAGUAUGUACUUGUUAAAGGAUGUACUUGGUCAAGUACGUACUUGUUUAAGUGUGCACUUGUGCAAGUAUUUACUUGGUCAAGUUUGUACUUGUCUUAGUAUGCACUUGGUCAAGUACGUACUUGUUAAAGUAUGUACUCUCAAGUAUUUACUUGGUCAGGUAUGUACUUAGUUUAGAAUGUACCUCUUUUUUAAGUAUUAACUCAGUCAAGUAUGUGCUUGUAUGUUCCCAUUUAUCCCUAACUAUUAUUUCAUUCUGACAUUUAUUACCAAAGGUGUCUAGUCGGAGAUCCAAGUGGUAAAAGCUUUGGUGAUGUUGCCUUUCUUGAGCAGCACAAUCUUCAGGCCAACAUUCUCAGUGAGAUAUUCAAGAUGAAGAUUUGACAUGAACACACACAUUGACACUGAUUUCUACGAUAUUGUAAUUUUACUGUGUCACAAUAUCUGGUUGUUCCUGGCCAGGUUUGAGCUCCACAGGUUGGGCAGAUGGAUGGACAGCUUCAGAGUUUGAGCUGCUGUGUGGCGAUGGUCGGCGGGCUCCGCUGUCUGAGUGGGAAAGCUGUAACCUAGGAAUCGUCCCACCAAACACCGUCAUGACACGACCUGUGCUCACAGCCAGAGUGUACGACUUCCUGAUGAAGUCACAGGUAAGCUCUUGAGAUGGGUUUAAAAUACGGUUUUCUUCUUUCCCACAAAAAGAAAACAAAAUAGAUUCACUGUCUUUUCACCUUAAUAGAAGAGCCUCGGAACAGUCAUUUUUUUAUUGAAUUGGUAACUAUCUAAUGUUGUAUUUACUUCUUUGAAAUGUUAAACAUAAAGAGGUGUUAAUGUUUAAUUUCAAUCAUUCAGGAAACUUUGGCAGCCAACCCAAACACAGAGUUCAAGCUCUUUGAGUCUCAGCAGUAUGGAGAAAGUGAUCUACUGUUCAAAGACGCAACUCAGUGUUUUGUCCACACCAGCCACAUGACUGCCCGCUCCAUCCUCGGAGGCGAGUUCUACAGUCACAUAGAAAGCGUUUUCAACUGCACACACUCUGGUAAGACUACAAUCGUAUGCCCAUGCUUAAUUGUCAGAAUAAUCAAUCCAACAACUACAUAUUUAAUAAUGCUGAUAAUAACAUGUUUUCAUUUACCACAGAUAUCCUGGAGUUUUGUAAUCAAGACAUAUGCAGCAUAUUCGAAUAGACAUCGUGGCAGUAUUAGCCUCUGAUGCAGUCCUCUAUCCACAAACGUGUUUUCAUUUUCACCAGACUAGUUCAGUCUACCACCUCAAAAUAAACUGAUUCAAAUUACAGUUACAGACCAGACUGACUGACCUUUAAAUAACCCUUAUUUCUCUUCAGUCUUUCUGUUGUUUUCAUCCAUUUUUCUUGUGUCGAAAAGCCUAAAUGAACUUGUUAAAAAACUCUCAUCUUUUUAGACAAACUACAAAUAAAGCCUGGUAGAAAUUAACUGUGUUUUAUAGAUGACGGUGAUACUAAAACACCAGACUGAACUUGUAUGUAUAUGGGUGAAUGGUGUAAAUCAGUAAGUGUGAAAUAUUAAAGUUUUAUCAUUUAAAGAUUUUACAUGUGUGUGGCAUCAUCUGUAACAUUCUGAUUCACACAGUAUAGUUUUGUAUUUGAUCAUAGGUGUUAAAAUGAAUGAAUAAAACGAGGGUUGGGACAUUUAAGCUUUGGUUGUUACUGUUGUAAAAUUGUUUUUAGGGUCUGUUAGACAAAUAAGUCUCAACCCUGAAUAAUUAAAGUUUUGCAAAUACUUUGAAAGGGCCUCCAGGAUUGUAAACAG